Molecule: messenger RNA, 708 nt
Organism: Pyricularia pennisetigena
Lineage: Eukaryota; Fungi; Ascomycota; Sordariomycetes; Magnaporthales; Pyriculariaceae
Exons: 3
Coding region: 1-708 (235 amino acids)
Source: RefSeq, a predicted model, not a curated record
AUGAAGAAAAGAACCGGUCGCCGACAACAGAAAAGAGUCACAACGUCACUGAUGUUUCCGUUGCUUCAUUCCCAAAUUAUCGAUGCUGUCGGCAAGGACAUAUGUCCAGCUUGGGAAAACAACGCACAGCAGGACGGUCAAUGCACCAAUGAUUACGACACAAACGUAUCUGGCCGGUUCAGAUGUUCCAAUCGGGCAUGCUUCAAAGUCUGGGGCAGUGGCCUGGUGGCGAUUCGAAUAAUGGCAUUCGAUGGCAAUCGCUACAAUGCCAUCGUCUACAACCAGCAUUGCAAAAAAUGCAACAGCCUCGGAAUCAUGAAGCUCGACGAAGCCCGCUAUGUCGAGAGAGUGUUCGGCAGGAAACACCACCCUAUCAAGAGAAAAGUGGUCCCCCGCAUAUGGACGAACUUUGCGAAGGAUGUAUUCAAGGCCAUUGUCGGCAGGGAAACCGCGAUGAUCUCAUCUCUGGAUUCCAAAAUUUGGCUCUCAGCUGAUUUGGGAGGGAAGUCUGACAAGCCGUCUCCCAUCAUGCCGCGCUGGAUCGAAGUAGCGAUCCGGGCCUUGUGCCGCUCCAGGAGCUUGGUCUCGAGUUUGGUGUCUGAGGUGGCGGGACAUCGUGCUCUCCGUAUUUAUAACUUUGAUAGUAGCGCCCAGCAGAUCACAGCACAUCCGAGGCAGAACGCAUCGCUCAGCAACCCGCCGAACUGA